AGGCCCUUCAAGGAAGUGAGUAACAAGAACCGGUGGAACAAGCAGAGUGUCCGGGCACUUGUGAAGAACAUUGUCAAAAACAGGCAGCUCAGGAGCGCGCCCUCAACAGAGCUGCCACAGCUCAGUCUGGUGCAGAAGCCCAGGAAUUUAGCAGGAAAUUCCUUCCACUCGGAGCCCUUGCUCCCAAAGGAACAUAGGGAGACAGUCUCUUCUUUCACAGAACCAUCUCUAGUGAGAAAGGCUCCAUCUACAGAAUCAUUACCUGAGUUCAUAGACAGACGUAAAGAUUUGUCUUACACCAUUUUUGUUUUAGAAAGUGCAAAUGCUAAUGUGAAAAGAAUGAAGGCUUCUGACCUAAGUUUACUAUCUGAAAAGGGACAUCGAAACCUUAGGAAGAAAAAAUCUCAUUUCCCGUUGAUUGCAAGGAAGCCAGCAUCCUCUGCAUUGAGAAACCUGGUAAAUUCCCCUGAACGAGGGGUCUUUUCAUCUUUAGGAGACCUGAACUAUCCAGAAAAGGCUUUUUCAGAAGUAUAUGCCAUUUCUGAUCAUUCUACAGAAAAACCUCUUGAAAAAAAUCAGGCUAUUACAGAUAAUUUUGAAGAAAACAUCCUUGAAUCUACUGUGCCUGAAGAAACUGCAUUAGAAAAUAAAAUCUCUGCACAUCAUGCUGAAGAUUUUCAUGUGCAAAGAUACGACUUAAUUCCAACUGCUGAGCAAACCACUGGACCACACCCAGACUUCAUUUUGGCACCUGAUGAACAUUUCGAUGACCAUAUAAAUAACCAUUUUGAUGACCAUUCAAAUGACCAUUUCAAUGACCAUUCAAAUGACCAUUACGAUGACCAUUCAAAUGACCAUUUUGAUGAUCAUUCACAUGACCAUUUUGAUGACCAUUCAAAUGACCAUUUUGAUGACCAUUCACAUGACCAUUUAGAUGACCAUUUUGAUGACAAUACACAUGACCAUUCAGAUGACCAUAUUGACGGCAAUUCAAAUGACCAUUUUGAUGACCAUACAGAUGACCAUUUUGGUGACCAUACAGAUGACCAUUUCGAUGACCAUUCAGAUGACCAUUUUGAAGACCAUUCACAUGACCAUUUUGAUGACCAUACACAUGACCAUUUUGAUGACCAUUUAGAAAAACAUUUGGAUGACCAUUUUGAUGACCAUUCAAGUGACCAAUUUGAUGACCAUUCAGGUGACCAUUUUGAUGACCAUACACAUGAACAUUUUGAUGACCAUACACAUGACCAUUUUGAUGACCAUACAGAUGACCUUACAGAUGACCAUUCAAGUGACCAUUCAGAUGAUGACCAUGCAGAUGAGCAUUCAGAUGACCACUUCCAUGAGCAUUCAGAUGACCAUUCACAUGACCAUUUUGAUGACAAUUCCAAUGACCAUUUCGAUGACCACUCACAUAACCAUUUUGAUG
Psammomys obesus (fat sand rat) is the source of this 1432-nucleotide messenger RNA. Its product is annotated as histidine-rich glycoprotein-like. The transcript has a single exon. The record is from RefSeq and is a predicted model, not a curated record. The annotation marks the transcript as partial. Lineage: Eukaryota; Metazoa; Chordata; Mammalia; Rodentia; Muridae.